Molecule: messenger RNA, 2429 nt
Organism: Phragmites australis (common reed)
Lineage: Eukaryota; Viridiplantae; Streptophyta; Magnoliopsida; Poales; Poaceae
Product: calmodulin-binding receptor kinase CaMRLK-like
Exons: 2
Coding region: 163-2067 (634 amino acids)
Biological process (GO): protein phosphorylation
Molecular function (GO): ATP binding; protein binding; protein kinase activity
Source: RefSeq, a predicted model, not a curated record
UGUUCCUUUGUCUUUUUGUCUCUUUUUCUUUUCCUUUAAAUUCACUACUGCCUUCGAGGAAAGGGAAAAUGAAAAAGGACAGCACCCUCCCGAAGCACAGCAAAACCACCAGAGAACACGAGCAUCACGCGCAGGCACGCACAGAGACGAUACUACCCGGAGAUGCCACGCCCCUUGCACGCCUGCCGCCACUUCCUGCUUCUCGUCGUGGCCGCCACGGCGGCAGCGGCGGUCGAGUUCAAGGGCUCAUCGAACUGCACACUGUUCCCGGACGCCGGCAUCGUCCGCGCUGCUUUCUUGCACGUCGGCAACUUCCCCUUGCCGCUACCUGGCAGCCGCGCGUGCCGCCCUGUCCGGCGGCUCCCCUUCCGGUCUCGCAACCUCACGGGCGCCGUGGACUGGGCCGCGCUGGGCAACCUGUCCAGCCUCCUCACCGUCGACCUCUCCGGUAACUCCCUCCAGGGCGGCAUCAACGACGCGUUCUGGCGGGCGCCGUCGCUCCGCGCCAUCGAUGUAUCCGGCAACCGCCUCGGCGGCGCUCUCAGGUUCCGCCCGAGCACACGUCUGGCCGCACUGAACGUGUCCGGUAACCGCUUCACCUCCGUCGAGAGCGUGGCGGGGCUCGCCAGCCUGGAAGAUCUCGACGUGUCGUGGAACGUGAUCGGCGCAGCGCCGGAGGGACUGCCGAUGCUGAUACGGGUGCGGCGGCUCGAUUUGUCCGGGAACGGGAUGAGCGGGAGGUUCCCCUACGACCUGCCGCCGCUCGACGGUCUCGUUUUCUUGAACAUAUCGUACAACAAUUUCUCGGGCGUGGUGCGCGCCGACACCGUCCGGAAGUUCGGCCGCUCCGCCUUCGUCCAAGCCGGCAACGCGUCACUAGUGGUUGAGGACAUCCCGCCGGCGCCGGCGCCGGUGCCGGUGCCGUCAACGCCGUCCAGAGGCGGAAAGAAUCACAGGCGUGUGGUCAUCAUCGCCAUAAUCGUGACGUGCGCGUUGGUGACUGCGGCCGCGCUGGUGUUCUUGGCCGGGUGCCUCGCGUGCGGCAUGAAACUUCGUCGGAAGACGAGAGCGAAUAAGAAGGAUAAGGACGGGAAGGCGGCGGUGUGGGAGGACGAGGAGGUGGCCCUUGGGGCUGCGAAGGUGGCGGCCGCCGCGCCGGUGGUGGUGCUCGAGCGGCCGCUGAUGGAGCUGACGCUGGCCGACCUGGCCGCGGCCACGUCAGGGUUCGGGCGCGAGUCGCAGCUCGUGGAGACCGGCGGCCGCAGCGGCGCCGCGUACCGGGCCGUGCUCCCUGGGGACCUGCACGUUGUCGUGCGCGUCGUGGAGGGCGCCGUGGCUGGGGUCGGGGAGGACGACGACUACGACGCCACGGCUGCCGGGUUCCGGGAGCUUGCACGGCUCAGGCACCCAAACAUUCUUCCGCUCCUUGGCUACUGCAUUGCAGGAAAACAAAAACUCUUGCUUUUCGAGUACAUGGAGAAGGGUGACCUCUAUCGGUGGCUCCACGAGCUGCCAGUGGGUAGCAUGGACACAGAGGACAUGAUCAUCGACGCGUUGGAUGCCACGGAGGCCGAUAAGAAAUCUCCGGGUGAUUGGCCUACUCGGUAUCGCAUCAUACUGGGAAUAGCUCGAGGACUCGCAUUCUUGCACCAGGGAUGGGCAGGGUCGUCAGGUCGACCCUUGGUGCAUGGCCAUCUGGUCCCGACCAACAUCCUCCUCGGCGAUGACAUGGAGCCUCGGAUCUCCGACUUCCUGCACGCCAGCAACGAGACACCGGAGAGCGACAUCUAUAGCUUCGGCACAUUGGUCUUCGAGCUCGUGACGGGCCAGGCGAGGUGGGACGACGCGUCUACAAGCUGGGCACGGGGCGUGGUCCGGAACCGCAAGGGCUUCAACAUCGUGGACGCGAUGCUGCGAGACGAGGCGGCCGGCACGGAGGCGGAGCGGGAGAUGAUGGAGUGCCUGCAGGUGGGGUUCCUCUGCACGGCGAGGUCGCCGGAGAAGAGGCCGGCCAUGCAGCAGGUGGUGGGGCUGCUCAAGGACAUCAGGUCGGCGCCCGCCGGUUAGCCGGUCGUUCGCCACAUGAUGGUGAUGCAUUGAUGAGAGCACACGCGAGAGGAUGUGGUAGCUGGAGAGUAGCAGCAUCAGGAGCAGGCUAGCAGCUAGCUUUUUGCACGGCGACUCCCAAAUCCAAAUCCAAGAAGAUUCGUGGCAGAUGUGUGGUGAUUUUUGGGCAGUAAAAUACCGCUUUUGUGCUCUGCUUUUGGAGCUCCCUUUCGUUGGGUUGAGUUGUUUUUGUCUUGUUUUCGUUGAAGGUAGGAGUACACUUUAUUGGUUGGUACAACAACUUUGUUGUGGUAGGAGGAAUGUUGGAGUGCAUGUACGUAAUUGACACAAGCUGCGUGGAGUGAGAGUUCGUUUUGAUUGCA